AUGAAUGAGAAUGAAUCAGGAGGAAGGAGGAAAAGGCUACGAAAAUUGAGUGAGUAUUGCCAAUUAGAAUUAAUGAAAAAUCCUAGAUUAUUAGAAAAUGUAGCCAAUGUUCCAUAUUAUUUAUUAGAAGAGGUAUUUAAACAAAUCAACUUGGAGCCUUCUCAUUUGAAAAAAUUAGAAGAAACCAAUAUUUUUUUCAUCUUUGAAGAUGAUGAUCUAUGGUUAGAAUUCCUUAAGAAAGAAUACCCAACAAAUGUCCCUCAUUCUUACGUCAGUAAUAAGACACUCAUUGAGAAUUAUUAUAUGAAGAUCUAUGAAAGAUAUGAAGAUCGAUUAGAUGAAUAUGAAACUGAUCUAUUUGACAGGUAUGUUAUGAAUAAAUUAAAGAAAGAUAUUCAAAUAAAUAAAUAUAAGAUCCCAUAUCGUAUGUUAUUUGAACAUUAUUAUAAGGAUGCAGAAAAGAAGAAAAUGAAGAGUGCAGAACGACUUAGGGAGAGUGUUCAUAAACUUGAUCAAGAACGUAAGAAGAAUCAAACAGUUACAGUAGAUUAUUCAAAAUUCAUUCAUAACAAUGCUCAGGCAAAGAAAGGCCGCAGACGUAAAGAAUUCUGGGAUGAUCGGACACCAAUUAAGAGCAUUGACAAAUAUAACAGUAGUCAACAUCGAAAUAUUACAAAUAAGACACCACCUGCAAGGAUAGCAUUUGGAGGGGUCGCUGGGCGACCAUUACAAAAGGCUCCAACGGUAAUUCGGUCACCUAUGACUGAAAUGAGAGACUCUAGAACAAAAUCUAUGGACACUAUGACACCAUUAGUUAGACAUAAAUCUAAUAUAUCUGAUAAGGAUAAUGAAUCAUAUUCUGAUAUGAGUAAAUCUGAUAGUGAUAAUAACCAUUCACCUAGAAGGAAAAGACCGUUUCCAUCAAGUAGAAGAAAUCAACCCACCCAAAACAUUUUCCUAAAGAAGAGAACUCCGAGCCGUGCCAGUACGAUAUCUACUUCUAAAUACCCUGAGAUUACUGAUACUGGUAAAACGGACCAUCGUAGAAAUGAUUCUACCAUGAUGAAACGAUCAUUGACAGAGAGGACACCAAAUAUUACGAUCAAAACUACAUCUAUUCUGACUUCGAACCCCACAAGUACUGUCACUGAACCGGCUAAAAGAUCAUCACAAUCUACUAAAACUAAUUCGAUCAACCGGGGGACAAAGAAACUAUCUAAGUUUUUCCAUCAUACGAACACCCUUGAAUCUCAACCGAACAAAUCUUUGCAACCCACCAAAAUUGCUAUAACAAGACACACCCCAAGCAUACCUACCAAUGUUGAACAACCUUCAGGAACUAAAGCCAGUCCAAAACAUGGUAAACGUCUCACUUCGUUGAAGAACUAUUUAACUGAUAAGGGAAUUGAUCCAAGGUAG
Molecule: messenger RNA, 1419 nt
Organism: Maudiozyma barnettii
Lineage: Eukaryota; Fungi; Ascomycota; Saccharomycetes; Saccharomycetales; Saccharomycetaceae
Gene: ELA1
Product: elongin A
Exons: 1
Coding region: 1-1419 (472 amino acids)
Biological process (GO): transcription elongation by RNA polymerase II
Cellular component (GO): nucleus; elongin complex
Source: RefSeq, a predicted model, not a curated record